Molecule: messenger RNA, 1878 nt
Organism: Macadamia integrifolia
Lineage: Eukaryota; Viridiplantae; Streptophyta; Magnoliopsida; Proteales; Proteaceae
Product: (3S,6E)-nerolidol synthase 1-like
Exons: 7
Coding region: 184-1725 (513 amino acids)
Biological process (GO): diterpenoid biosynthetic process
Molecular function (GO): terpene synthase activity; magnesium ion binding
Source: RefSeq, a predicted model, not a curated record
GGCAGAUCUAUCUUUCCUCCGGGCAUGUAUUUCAAACUACUAUAAAUUAAGAUCCUUUGCCACUCAAGAUGUGAAAUUGAUUUCUGUGGAAUUCUUUAUAAAUUCUUUAUGGCCUUUCCAUGGUAACAUCUCGAGCUUCCCCCUAAAAGUUCCCAAGAAGUUGGAAGAACCAGUGCAGUCAAUAUGGAUGGAAUUCAGAUCAAACACAGUGAGAAAUGUGAAGAAAUUAGACGAAUUCUUAGUGAACUUGAUGACCCAUUAGAGUGUUUGAUAAUGGUUGAUUCACUGCAACGCCUUUGCAUCGAUUACCACUUUGAAGAUGAGAUCACUACAGUCUUAAACAACCAAUAUGGAACCCUUAAUUCUUCUCACAAUGUUGACUUGCAUGUCUUGGCUUUGCAUUUUCGAUUGCUGAGGCAAGCUGGUUAUUUUGUUUCUACAGACAUCUUUGACAGCUUUAAGGACAAGGAGGGACAGUUUAAACAAGAAUUAAGUGAAGACAUUAGAGGACUGAUGAGUUUAUAUGAAGCUUCCCACCUUGGAAUGGAAGGAGAAGAUACUCUUGAUCAAGCCAACUACUUCGCUCACAAGCACCUUAGUGAUGCUAGGAUGAGUACUACUCUCCAACCUGAACUAGCUAGAGCUGUCAGUGAUACCUUGGAGUAUCCCUAUCACAAGAACCUAGCUAGAUUCAAGGCCAAACACUACGACCUAAGUAGUCUUCAUGGCACAUAUGGAUGGGUCAGUCUUGUAAAGGAACUUGCGAGGAUGGAUUUUAACAUGGUUCGAUCUUUAUAUCAACAAGAACUCCUUCAAAUUUUUAGGUGGUGGAGGGAGUUGGGUUUAUCACAAGAGUUGAAGUUUGCUAGAGACCAACCACUAAAAUGGUAUCUGUGGUCCAUCACAGCUCUCCCAGAUCCAAAGGACUCCCAGCUAAGAAUGGAGCUCACAAAACCCAUAUCACUUGUUUAUAUUAUUGAUGACAUUUUUGACGUUGGGGGGACAUUAGAAGAACUUACCCUCUUCACUACAGCAGUGAACAGAUGGGAGAUUACCAGCAUUGAGGAACUGCCAGAAUACAUGAAGAUUUGUUUCAAGGCUCUUGAUGAUAUCACCAAUGAAAUUAGUGAUAAAGUCCUUAAUGAACAUGGGUGGAACCCCAUCGGCACCUUACGGAUGGCGUGGGGAGGCCUUUGUGAGGCAUUUCUGAUAGAAGCCAAAUGGUUUGCGUCCAAGCUGGUGCCUAAGUCAAGGGAUUACCUGGAGAAUGGUGUGAUAAGCUCAGGAGUGCCUCUUGUUUUGGCUCAUUUGUUCUUUCUACUAGGCCAAGGUCUAAACAAGGAGAGUGUAUAUUAUGUUGAACGCAAUCCACCACUCAUAUCUUGCACAGCAGUAAUUCUUCGUCUAUGGGAUGACUUAGGAAGUGCCAAGGAUGAGAAGCAAGAAGGACACGACGGAUCAUACAUAGAAUGUUAUAUGAAGGAACAUGAAGAGGAUUCAUCAAUUGAAAGUCCAAAAAAUCAUGUCUUUUGCUUGAUUUCAGAUUCUUGGAAGCAACUCAAUGGAGAAUGCCUUUCGAUGAACCAUUUCUCACCUUCCUUCAAAAGGGCCUCACUUAAUAUAGCCAGAAUAGUCCCUUUGAUGUACGGUUACAAUGACAGCCAGAGCCUUCCAAUCCUUGAGGACUAUAUCAAGUCACUGCUCAACGAAAGUGUUUCUUUCUAAUUGAAAUCUUUCUUGAGAGAAAGCAGUACGAUUCCUUGAGAAUGAAUGUUAUGGCGUCUUCCAAAAGAAGGGCAACCUAUCUAUCAAAAAGUAAAUGAAUGCCAUGAUCAAUUAUUGUAUCUAGAGUUAGAAAUAAAAUUGUACCUAUUCAUA